AUGGAGGCAGGCGUCUAUGCCGGAUCUGCAGAUGUCGCUCCAGCUCCUACCACGUUCUCCUCACUUCCGGCAGAGGUAAUCUCUCUAAUCGUCCGUCUCAUCUACCUCGAGUCCAUCCCCCGUUCUUACCACCGCAACCUCGACUUGCACGGCCUUCCUUCGACGUACUCCGAUGGCCGACGAGUCUCUUCGCCUCAUUCGGCCGUACAAGCCACGCUCUGGGCGCUGUGUCUCACCAAUCGCACCCUCUUUGCUCAUGCGCGGCCACUGCUCUACAGGCGCAUCAAUGUGACUUUGCCAUACUCCUUUAUCCUUCUGAUCAGGACACUGGGUGCUGCCGCUCUGGCCAAAGCAUACGAGCAAUUCCAGCUGACUGGAAAGCUCAACCAGGACCCCGAUGACCCGCACAGCUUCACCAGCAUAGUCGCAGCAGCUGGCUUUGCUCGAGUCCUAGGCACCAGCCUCAAGAUUACUCGGGGGCCGAAUCAGGAACGACAAGAUGUCAGGCGCGUCGGCCUUCCCGGGCAUAGUGAUGGAGCCGAGGAAGACGAGCUCAAUCUUGUUUGGAAACCAGGUCCUGUCGGCGACGGAGACGCUCCUACUACCCAAUGGACGGUGUCUUUGCAUCCUCUGGGAGCAGAUGCUGACUCCCUGCAAAAGUGUCUGCGGGUGGUAGACUUCUCCUACUUCCGAGCGCACGGCCUCAGGCGGACAGUAGGCGAAAAUCUGGAUCACCGAUUCGUCACCUCCUCACGCCUCUUAGCGCUCCUCACUGCCGCUCCCGACCUUGCAUCCUUCGGUGCCUCUCACACCAUGGACUCUGCGCUGAGCGUCGAAGUGCUCGAAGCUCUCCUCUUCCGUGGCGGCAAGACACGCAGACCUGCCAGACUCAGGGGCGUAUCGUUGGAAAAGCGCAAGUCUGGUGAACAGUUGGCCCUCUCUGCCAUCGAUUUCACCGAUUGCGUUUCACCAGUCUUCAAAGAAGCUGCGCAGGAGUUCGUUGUCCGCCAUCUCAAUGGGUUCGGUGCUGGUAGGCGGACCGGGACGGACGAAUUCUCUUCCGAGGCAGGUGGUGAAGGCACCGAUGAAGAGGACCUGCGGGGUAGAAGAGGUCGCGGACUGGGUCCAGCUCUCUCCAUAACCACGGGAAGUAGUUCUGGCAGCCGAAGUGCGACCCGGAGCAUCUCCCGGCAUCAGGUCCCGCGCGUGGCCCAGGCAACGAGGUUUCCUUCCAUCCAGAGAUUGAGCUUGUCUGGGAUCAGCUGGCCGCUCAGUCUACUUGCUCCCCUCGUGGAGUCGUUCCCGAACUUGACUCACCUCGAUCUCAGUCGCACCAAAGUGGACGCCAAUCUUCUGGACUGUCUAGCUGCCUCGCCUACGAUACAGCUUCAGAGUCUCGCUCUGGCGGGCUGCCGUCAGCUCACCUCGACUGCGAUCACUGAUCUCCUGGUCGAUAGCUCAGCAACGACCCAUCUCGUUGAGCUGUCUCUGGAAGGCUCACUACUGGCUCCAACCCCUCUGACUGCAAGUGAUUUGCAAAUUAUCAUCACCUCUGCUCCUGCCUUUGCGUCAGGUUGCUUGCGCUACUUGGACAUUGGAGGAUGUGGCAUGGAUGACGAGCUGUUGAAACAGAUGCCUCCUCAACCUUGCCUCCUCGAUCUUGGGCUCGGAGCAAGCAGUGGACUGACGCUGUCCGGUGUUGCCCAAUUCCUCAUCGAGAAGGCUCCGAAUGUCCAGGUCAUGGAGCUGACGGACAGCUGUUACUGGCCCAUUCGAGGCGAAGCUGGCGUUAGCGCUCUAGAUCUCUCGACACACUUGAUUACUCCAUGCUGUACCACGCCGCCUCUUCCCCUAAGCAUGCAAUUAGAAGCGAUGGGCUUCAGAUCGCCCGGCUCGGCUUCCACUGGUCCACCACCUGUCAUCGCUUCUAGGGAGCCGACGAAUUUGCGCGUGAUCGGACUCAACGGUCCAUCACUCCGCUCGAUCAGGGAUGGCAUUGGUAGCUGGAAAGUCAUCUGGGGGGCGGGUAAGAGGGGCUGGGUCGUUGAUACCUCGGCAGGGCCUGACCCGGAGGCCAAGGAUGAAUCGAUUGGAGAGCCGGGUGAAGAGCAAGCUUCCUCGCAUCUGCUCCAGGUCGCUGACAGUCGAGGAGGGGGUAGGAGCCUCUCAUCACAACGAAAGGGGAGCUCUUCGAGAAGCAGAUCACGGCAUCGUAGACUCGGCUACGAGCCAGAAACGCCUCCGACGCUGAGUAGGUCUGGUAGCUAUGGCCCACGCAAGAGCUUGGUGGGCAGCCCCGCAGGUAGCGGGCCCAGCAGUCGCUCGCCUUCCCAUGGAAGAUAUGAUGCGAGCAGCAUAUCUGCUGGCAGUGCAUCUCUGGAACCUCGGUCAGAGGUCGUGCGCCAUCUUCCCGAAACUCAUCCACGGAGCGUGGCUCUGCAGGCCCUUUCGCAGAAGCAGGGCCAGGUGCCCAGCGAGGUGGGCUGGCACAGUAGGAAGAUGGAAGUGCUGCUAGGAUUCGGGCUCAUGGGGCGAGAAAGAGGGGUGUACGCUUGGAGGGGAUAUUGUGCCAGAGACUGA
This is a messenger RNA of Microstroma glucosiphilum, 2580 nucleotides long. RefSeq lists its product as hypothetical. Lineage: Eukaryota; Fungi; Basidiomycota; Exobasidiomycetes; Microstromatales; Microstromataceae. Bases 1 to 2580 code for a protein of 859 amino acids. The transcript has 4 exons. The record is from RefSeq and is a predicted model, not a curated record.